Molecule: messenger RNA, 534 nt
Organism: Linum tenue
Lineage: Eukaryota; Viridiplantae; Streptophyta; Magnoliopsida; Malpighiales; Linaceae
Source: the annotation of a GenBank genome assembly
AUGGCGAACCUCAUCUGGACCAAAUCAAAGGAACGGCAGCAACGCAUCCCCAAGAACAUCGCCGGCGCCGGCGCCGGCAGGUGCAGGAAGCACCCGAAGCACCGCCAGUCACCGGGCGUGUGCUCCGCGUGUCUCCGCGAAAGGCUCAGCCAGCUCCCCGCCACGUCAUCACUCCGCAAAUCAGAGGGGUUCGAUUCGGCGUCCACCGGCUCCUCGUCGUCGCUGUCUUCCUACAGCAGUUCGUCCUCGUCUUGCUCCUCGUCACGCGCCUCCCCGGCGCGUCGGCGGCGCGGCGGUAACGGGCUGUCGCUUUCUCAGGUGUUGAAGCUGGGAAGCAGCGCCGGUCAGAAGAGGAACGACGUGCGUGUUAUGAGGAAGAGCAGAUCUGUGGCGGUGGGCGGCGGCGAGGGGGAGGGGAAGGAGAAGAAGAAGGGGUUUUGGUCGGUGCUGAGGCGGCGGAAGGAGGAGAGGCCGCCGGCGAGGUUGGGGCAUUCCCUCACUAUGCGCGACGUAUUCCUGAUUACUACUAGCUAA